Messenger RNA from Funneliformis mosseae, 256 nucleotides. NCBI's taxonomy places the organism in Eukaryota, Fungi, Glomeromycota, Glomeromycetes, Glomerales, Glomeraceae. The record is from the annotation of a GenBank genome assembly.
AUUUGGUGAAUUUUGCAAAGAUGAUACAGCUGUUGUUAGUGGUGAUAGUAAUAAUUUUAAUGGUGAUAAUGUAAUUGGUGAAGUUGCUUUAGAAAGUGAUGAUUCUUCAAUAGAAGAUGAUGAUAAUUUUUUUGAAGGAGAUAAUGAAAUUGAUGAUUCUUUUGAAGUUUAUAUAGCUCCAUAUUUUCAGGUGACCAUUUGUAUCAAAAGGAAAUCAAAUUUAAACGCUAAUUCACCUAUACUAGAAGAUAAAUGA